Molecule: messenger RNA, 1921 nt
Organism: Clarias gariepinus (North African catfish)
Lineage: Eukaryota; Metazoa; Chordata; Actinopteri; Siluriformes; Clariidae
Gene: rlbp1a
Product: retinaldehyde binding protein 1a
Exons: 5
Coding region: 9-800 (263 amino acids)
Cellular component (GO): membrane
Molecular function (GO): phosphatidylinositol bisphosphate binding
Source: RefSeq, a predicted model, not a curated record
CUUUCCGCAUGGUCUCAGAGGAUGAGCAGGCUCUGCGUUCUAAACUUGAGCAUCUGACUGUGAAGGAUCAUGGGCCAGUGUUUGGGCCAUGUCUGAAGCUACCUGAUCACACAGUACAGAAGGCAAAGGAUGAGUUGAACGAGACAGUGGAGAAGAGAACGUCUGCAGUAAAGGAGCUGAGAGACCUUAUCUGUGGAAAUGCUGAGAAUACGGACGACUUAUUCAUGGGCGUGAAGGAGAAAUUCGGGGACAAACCAGAUUCUCUUCUCCUGAGGUUCAUCCGUGCACGGAAGUUCGAUGUGGCCAGGGCAUACGAGCUCAUGAAGGGUUAUGUACGUUUUCGACGUGACUACCCCGAGCUGUUUGAGAAUUUGACCCCUGAGGCAGUGCGCAGUACCAUCGAGUCUGGCUAUCCACAAAUACUCAGCACCCGUGACAAAGGUGGCCGUGUGGUCUUGCUUUUCAACAUAGAGAACUGGGAUUUGGAAGAGGUCACCUUUGAUGAAACUCUGAGGGCAUACUGUGUCAUCCUGGAGAAACUUCUGGAGAAUGAGGAGACUCAGAUCAAUGGAUUUGUACUUAUUGAAAACUUCAAGGGCUUUACGAUGCAGCAUGCCGCUGGCAUCAAACACACCGAUCUGAAAAAGAUGGUGGACAUGUUACAGGAUUCAUUUCCUGCACGCUUCAAGGCUGUACAUGUGAUUCACCAGCCCUGGUACUUCACAACUACUUACAACGUGGCUAAAUCCUUCAUGAAAAGCAAACUGCUGGAGAGGGUGAGUAAACCGUGGUGUUUUUAAUGUCCUUUGCAGUCCAAAAGUAGCGAAAAGCAACUUUAUAGUCCCCUGUUCUAGCAUUAACACCUACACUCAACACUUUCAGUUGUGUUCAGGGCUUGAUUAAUGAAACUAAAAACUUCUUCUUUUUCAUUCACUUUCGCUUCAUGUUACUAUGUAAUCACUUAAAAGUGUAUCAGUAAACAAAUGCUACAACUUCCCAGAUUACACUUUAAAUUACUAAAAAAUCCUACAAAGUCUUUAAAGAUGUUUUAUUUACCUUUAUCCAAAAUGUUUAAAUAUGAGAGGUAUUCAAAUCAAACCGGGACUUUUGAUUGUGCAGAAUAACAGAACGCAGUUAUGAGAAUAAAAACUACCUUUAUUUUAUCUGAAUCGUCCCCUGCCACACUAAUGCACUUAUCCCAAUGUUUCACUAGUACUUGGUAAAAAGUUGAGUACACCAGAGCCAUGCCUAACUUAAACACUGGCCUCCCAGGAACUCAUUUAAUACCUCUUAGUUAACCUUUAAAUUCAAAAUAUCUCCUCACAAAAAAUCUUCAUGGCAACAAUUACCCAUAUGUUUACACAUUUUUGUGCACCUUCAUUAUUUAUUCCUGUGUAAGUUGUCACUACUAUAAGAAUGACUGCAUUAAUAUAAGCCUGUGACACUCCUUUCACAGCAACUAUUAUUCAGAAUUAAUUCACGCAGUCCGAUGACCAAUCGGAAUUAAUUAUUCAAUUGCAGGGGCCUUUAUUUUUAUGAUAUUUUUUCAGUUAGCUGAAAAAUCUUCUGACUGGUAGAAUUUGAAGUUCAUGUAAGAAGUAAGGAUGCAGACAUACAAACCCUCACAUGCAGUCAUACACUAUGGCCAGUUUGGAAAUGCCAAUCAGCAUACACUGCAUGCCUUUGGAGUGUAGGAAAAAACCAGAGUACCCAGAGGAAACCCCAAAAGCACAGACAGAGCAGGCAAUCCCUUGAGGUGUAAUAAUAGUUUUCAUUUCUUCUUUACUUCAUGCUCAGGUUUUAGUUCAUGGUGACGAGCUGGACGCUUACUUCAGAGACUUCAGUGCCGAAAUCCUCCCCCCAGACUUUAAUGGGAAAGGUCCUACCUGUGAUGGCAAAGAGACCGCAAACAAGCUGUUUG